Molecule: messenger RNA, 1305 nt
Organism: Caenorhabditis bovis
Lineage: Eukaryota; Metazoa; Nematoda; Chromadorea; Rhabditida; Rhabditidae
Source: the annotation of a GenBank genome assembly
AUGUUUGGCGGAAUCAAGGAUCGCCUUAUUCGUUAUCAGAAGCAUUCCCGAAGUUCGAGACUUGAGUACUUCAAUAAUAAUAAUAAAGAAGCAACUGCUCAAAUCGGGGAUACCGCUGUGGAAAUCGACGAACCUCAGCGCAAGAAAACCGGAUCUAUUGGUGAUCCAAUUUCGACCACAUCAGGCAAGAAAUAUUUAUACAAAACGUCGUCGACACCGGUCGAGCGCACUCAACACUCGGUCAACCAUCCCACACCGCCCCGCUCGUUCUUCUCGUCAACAUCUUUGGCUGUCCAUUCGUCGACUGAACCCUUGAACACAUUCUCCUCGGAAGAAGAGCUUAGAAUGCCCAACAUCAAGGUUUUCUCUGGUUCCUCUCACAGAGAUCUUUCUGUUAGAAUUUGUGAGCGUCUUCAGUUACAACUAUCAAAGGCGUCGCUCAAAAAAUUUAGCAACAAGGAAACUAACGUUGAAAUAGGAGAAUCAGUUCGUGGCGAAGAUGUUUACAUUAUUCAAUCCGCUGCCGGUGAGAUCAACGACAAUCUCAUGGAGUUGUUGAUUAUGAUCAACGCGUGCAAAAUCGCGUCGUCGUGUCGUGUCGCUGCGGUGAUUCCUUGCUUCCCAUAUGCACGUCAGGACAAAAAGGACAAAUCGAGAGCGCCAAUUUCGGCUAAACUCGUCGCAAAUAUGCUAUCGGUUGCUGGUGCUGAUCAUAUAAUCACGAUGGAUUUACAUGCGUCGCAAAUUCAGGGAUUCUUCGAUAUUCCAGUUGACAAUCUUUAUGCGGAACCUGCGAUUCUCAAAUACAUAAAAGAAUCGAUUCCAAAUUGGCAGACUUCCGUGAUUGUUUCUCCAGAUGCGGGUGGUGCCAAGAGAGUUACUUCGAUUGCUGAUCGCCUCAAUGUUGAUUUUGCUUUGAUUCAUAAAGAGCGAAAGCGUGCCAAUGAGGUCGAGAAAAUGACAUUGGUCGGAUCCGUUGAAGGAAAAGUUGCGAUUCUUGUUGAUGACAUGGCUGACACUUGUGGAACCAUCUGUAUGGCGGCUGAUAAGCUCGUCGAAGCUGGAGCAUCGAAAGUUUACGCUUUCUGCGUUCAUGGAAUCUUCUCGGGGCCUGCUAUAACUCGCCUCAAUGCUUCCAAGUUCGAAGCUGUUGUUGUUACAAACACAGUGCCUCAGGAGGAAAAUAUGAAAAAAUGCUCAAAGAUCCAGUGUAUCGACAUAUCGAUGAUUCUCGCAGAAGCGAUUCGUCGUACUCACAAUGGAGAAUCGGUAUCUUAUUUGUUCUCACACGUGCCAAUUUGCUAA